Molecule: messenger RNA, 285 nt
Organism: Trypanosoma grayi
Lineage: Eukaryota; Euglenozoa; Kinetoplastea; Trypanosomatida; Trypanosomatidae
Product: heat shock factor binding protein 1
Exons: 1
Coding region: 1-285 (94 amino acids)
Biological process (GO): cellular heat acclimation
Cellular component (GO): nucleus; cytosol
Molecular function (GO): transcription corepressor activity
Source: RefSeq, a predicted model, not a curated record
AUGUCGAAGCCUCUGAGCGCCGCAGGAAACGCGUCGGCUGCGGCAUCCUCCGCCGCUGCACCGCAGGGGACGCAGGAGCUGACGAGUUUUGUGCAGAACUUGCUGCAGCACAUGCAGGAGCGUUUUCAGGAGAUGUCCGACACUAUUAUUUCUCGCAUCGACGAGAUGGGUACCCGCAUUGACGACCUGGAGAAGUCCAUCUCGGAGUUGAUGCAGCACGCGGGCAUGGAGGAGGGUGAAGUGAGCACAGCAAAGCACCAGCCGAAGUCUAAAGGAAAGUCGUAG